Molecule: messenger RNA, 999 nt
Organism: Anoplopoma fimbria (sablefish)
Lineage: Eukaryota; Metazoa; Chordata; Actinopteri; Perciformes; Anoplopomatidae
Exons: 7
Coding region: 1-999 (332 amino acids)
Source: RefSeq, a predicted model, not a curated record
AUGUUGCUGAAGGUGAAAUACCAGGGUACCAAGAAGUACAUCAGAUUGCAGUCAGGCUUCACCUAUUUGGAAUUCAUCAAUGAAGUCAAAAGCAAGUUUGGUCUUCCUGAUGCGACUGACCUUCAAAUCUUUGAUGAAACCGACACAGCAGUGGAUGAAGACAUCCUUCUUGAACUGAUAGAGUCCAAUCCUGACUUAUGCCUGACAAUGGUAGAAAAUGCCUUGCUAAGGAAACCUGGAGGUGAGGAUGUCCUGGAAGAGUACAAGUCAGAAAAUACGUUGACGCACAGCACCCGGAGACACCUUGUUAACAUUCUGACUAGCCAUAUGACUGAAAUGCAUGGGAGGAUUGUUCCACGUCAGCAAAAAGAGAAGUAUGCCCUGGGAAUCAUUACACUCUUUCCCUCGCUGAAGGAUCCUUUUUCUCCAAAGGGAUAUCUGAAUCAAGACUUCCUGCUGCUGUUUGGUGGUGAAACAGCAUCCAAGAUGCUUGAAAAGUGGGACACGGCAUUCAAGUACAAGGUUAUCAAAGAGGCCAAACAACUGACUCAGUCAAAAGAGCUGUGCCGACUUCUGAAUGCUGCUGAGAAACCUACGGAGAAUGAUGACACUAGUAAGUCUGGACGGAAGAGGAGCAAAAUCAGUGCCAGUGAUGCAGUGGAAAAAAUGGUUCACUUUCACAAGUCGUGCUGCAGCAUUGAUGAACACCUGCGUGGGAGAAAGGGUCAACAACCGUACAUCCUUGCUGCUGGUCGCACCCAGAACAAGAUUGACAACUUCUAUAUUGUCGUUGACAAACAGCUCAUCCCCUGCCAAGCCACCAGCUCCUUAGGUGCUUUUGAUGAACUGUUCAAAUCACACUACGUGUUCAACCUGUCAUACGAGGAGUCCCUGGUCCAGCUCUACACAUUUGUGCAGACAACAGUCUACAACAUCGAUGUCACAACAACAGAUGAGUCUCCAAGAAUCCGUGAGUUGCGGGCAAAACUCCUGAACUAG